Epithele typhae is the source of this 678-nucleotide messenger RNA. Its product is annotated as Fms-interacting protein-domain-containing protein. The record is from RefSeq and is a predicted model, not a curated record. Lineage: Eukaryota; Fungi; Basidiomycota; Agaricomycetes; Polyporales; Epitheliaceae. Gene Ontology annotation, biological process: positive regulation of DNA-templated transcription, elongation; mRNA export from nucleus. Bases 1 to 678 code for a protein of 225 amino acids. Gene Ontology annotation, molecular function: mRNA binding. The transcript has 4 exons. Gene Ontology annotation, cellular component: THO complex part of transcription export complex.
AUGGCCUGCUCUCCCACCCACGACGCGGCUUGCCUGCCGCCCUCCCCCGAUGGCGAGCUCGCGGCCCUCCGCGCCCUCGUCGACGCCCCCGCCGCGCCCCUCACCGCCGCCGCGGACCCCGCCGCGGUCGCCGUUCGCGCUGGCGCGCUCUUCGCCCGCCUCAAGGCCCUCAAUCGCGCCGCCAACGCCGCGGCCCGCACGCACAAGCACGCCACCGCCGACGCGCGCCACGAGAUGGACCAGACCGCGCUCGGGCUCCAGAACCUGCUCUACGAGCGUAGGCACCUCGAGCGCGAGAUCGAGAAGUGCCGCCAGUUCGCGUCCGUGUAUCAGGACAUCACUGUGAACUCGCUCCAGGAGUUCAUGCAGCUCGCCCCGGAGGCAGCGCGGACCGAGAAGGUGCUGGCGGACGAGCACCAGCUCAUGCUCAACCGCCUCAGCUUCGAGCUUUCGGAACGGCAGCGACUCGAUUUGAAACGCAAGGAGCUGCUGAAGGAGAAGGAAACGCUGCUGAAGGAGAGCAAGACUAAGCUCGUCACGAUGGAGGGCGUCAAGAAUCACAUAGACCACUUGAUGAAGACGGCAAGCGAUGUUCAGAAGAAGGUCAACGACCUCGUUCAGACAACGCCCGCAACAACGGAACCCACACCCGCGGUCUCCACUCCAGGCCCGAGCUGA